AUGAAAUCUGAGAAAUCUCAUAAUAGCAAAAAAUCCUCAUCCAAAAAAAGAAAACAAGAUGAUGAUGGUGAUACUGUAAUAUCUAAUUCAACAUCAUCAACAUCCUCAAAAGAUAAAUCAUCAUCAAAAAAAAAGAACUCAAAAAAAACAAUUAUUGAUCUAGAAGAAGUAAACGAUCAAAAAUCGAUAGGAAUAAUAGAUGACGAUAAUGUCAAUGAUGUUAACGAUAACGAUGUAGUAGUUGGAGAAAAAAAAAAUAAAAAAACAAUUAAAUCAACUAAAGUUAAAAAAAAUAUUGAAAUCGACCCAUUUAGUUCAUACAAUAUUUCGAAACAAACAAUUGAUUCAUUGAAAAAACGCGGAAUCGAAUCCCUAUUUCCUAUUCAAUCUGCGGCUUUUAAUCCAAUUUAUAAUGGAAAAGAUGUUUUAGCUAGAGCAAAGACUGGAACCGCAAUGAUAAUAACACCAACGAGAGAUUUAGCAAAACAAAUUUCGGCCGAAUUUGAAUCAACAACAAACAACACCAACUUAAAAACUUUGUGUGUUUACGGUGGCGUACCUUAUGAUCAUCAAACACAAAACUUACGCGAGGGAUUGGUUGAUAUUUUAGUGGGUACGCCUGGUAGAAUAUUGGACCAUAUUAAUUAUGGUAAUUUGAAAUUAUCGGAAUUGAAAUUUAUUUGCCUUGACGAGGCUGAUCAAAUGUUGGAUAUUGGAUUUGCAGAGUCGAUAGAAACUGUUUUGCAACUUGUUAAGAAACAAAAACAAGAAAAGAAGAGUAAUGAAGUUAAUAAUGACAAUGAUGAUGAUGACUAUCAGACUUUGUUGUUUUCUGCUACAAUACCUGAUUGGGUAAAACAAACUGUUAAAAAAUAUUUGAAAAAAGAUUAUGAAAAUAUUAAUUUAAUAAAAGAAUCCGACUCGAAAACAAAUGAAAAUAUUCGUCAUUUGGCAAUUAGAUCAUCUUGGAAUUCAAGGAAAGAUAUAAUUGGUGAUGUUGUGGCUUGUUAUGCAGGUCAAGGUUCAUGUGUAAUAUUCUGCAAUACGAAAAAUGAUGCAAACGAACUUGCACUGAAUGAUAAACUAAAACAAGAUGCUCAAGUAUUACAUGGUGACAUUGCUCAAUCACAACGUGAAACAACAAUGAAGGGUUUUCGUGAGGGCAAGUUCAAGUGUAUUAUUUGCACUGAUGUUUUGGCUAGAGGAAUUGACAUUCCAGAAGUUGAUCUAGUGAUAAAUUGUGAACCACCAAAAGACGUAGAGACUUAUGUACAUAGAUCAGGUAGAACAGCCAGAGCAGGUAGACAAGGCACAACCGUAACUUUUUUCAAGCCACAAGAAGAGCAAUCUAUUCAGAACAUACAACGUCACUCCAAAAUACAAUUCCAAAUAGUCGGUCCACCACAACCACAAGAUAUAAUAUUAGCGACAGCCAAUGGAGCUAUCAAGAAUCUUCAGUCUGUCCAAUCAAAUGUCUUACCCUAUUUCCAUGAAACGGCCAAAAAGUUGGUCGAGGAACAAGGUGCAAUCCAGGCAUUGAGUGCUGCGUUGGCAUAUAUGAGCGGCUACGCAAAUGGUAUCAAGAAACGAUCGUUAAUGUCAGCCGUCGAGGGAUAUACAACUUUAAUUUUUAGAUUUGCGUUUGAGAUCAAACAUGGUGGUUAUGCGAGGAAUAUAUUCAAGUCACAAUUUUCUAAUUUGUCAGAGAAUAGUGUCAAGGCGUUCAGAUUGACAAAGGAUAUGAGAGGUGUUGUUUGUGAUAUUGAUAGCGAUCAGUUGCAUGUUGACGAGGAGGAUGGGUGUUUGGUUAUCGCUGGUAGGAAAUGGUAUAAUAAUGAUAAUACUAUGUUGGAGAUUGCUGAAAACUUGCCAGAAUUGUUGGAAACUAAUAAUGGAGGUGGUUAUGGUAGGAAUAAUAAUGGCGGCGCGGGUAGAAAUGGUUAUAACAAUAAUAGAAAUGGGUAUGGUAAUAAUAGGAAUGGUUACGGUAAUAAGAAUGGUUAUAACAACAAUAAUGGUAAAAAUCGCUUUAAACCAUAUUAA
Messenger RNA from Entrophospora candida, 2043 nucleotides. Lineage: Eukaryota; Fungi; Glomeromycota; Glomeromycetes; Entrophosporales; Entrophosporaceae. The record is from the annotation of a GenBank genome assembly.